Molecule: messenger RNA, 1111 nt
Organism: Drosophila pseudoobscura
Lineage: Eukaryota; Metazoa; Arthropoda; Insecta; Diptera; Drosophilidae
Gene: Pldn
Product: biogenesis of lysosomal organelles complex 1 subunit pallidin
Exons: 5
Coding region: 150-671 (173 amino acids)
Biological process (GO): intracellular transport
Cellular component (GO): BLOC-1 complex; transport vesicle
Source: RefSeq, a predicted model, not a curated record
UAAACUAUGGUUUUGGCAGCUGAUAUUGUUUUGUGUAAACAAAUUGCAGUGGAGUCAACUAUCGAUAUGCACGGCGCUCAACAACACCUAUUAAACAGCUGCUCAAGAUUUGUUGUUUUGUUUAUACUGGCUGUAUUAUUUUUCAAAUUAUGUUAAAAAGUAGCAAUAUUAAUAGCGUCAUCAAUGAGCAGCUCGCUGCCGGUCAGACAGCCAGUGACCAAAGGAACCACCUGAACUCCAAUAAGAAUUCAACAUCCGACCAUUCCACCUGUUGGCAAGGAAACAAUCCGGAUGACUUGGGUGGCAGUCUUGCCGCAGUGCAACUGUCCGCUGGGGUGCUCCAAAUAGCAGAGCCACCGCUGGACCGUGUGCGCAGCCAGCUGAGGGAACUGAUUGGCAAACAAAACAAGAUCUACAUCGACCUGUCCAAGGAAAAGUACAAGCUGGACUGCAGUGAAGUAGCAAAGUUAAAUGAUAUGAUGAACGACGUGAAGCGCUACAAGGAAAAGCUGACGCGAGUCAAGAGGGAGAUGCAGGGUAUCUACCAACGUACCAAAGAGUUGAAGAAACGCGCCGCCAACGUGGCGGCAUGCAAACAGCGUGAUUACCAGCGCAAGCUCGAGAGGCAGCAGCACGAGGAGUCGCUCAUUGGCGGCCAGAAGACGCAGUAGAACAGCGACCGCUUGGCAGCGUGCAAUUUAAAAUAAUAUUUGGAUUUUUCCAUUAAUAACUAUCUAAGUACUAAAUACACAAACAACAGUAGAACAAAAGUUGGACCAUUUGGAAAAACAUAUUAAUAAUUAUUUGUAUAAGUGUUAUGCAGCGUGUAUCUGCUACGAUACGUUGGAAAUUAUUAUAUUUCUUGACUGUAAUUUAGGUAUAAUUAAGUAAAUACUUUGGAGAUUUCGCCAGAACAAAGCCACAUGCACGCAGAGCGAGGCCAGCGCCAUGAGCCAAUCGAAUACAUUUAGCUAUCAAUAUUAAAUAAUAUAAUCAUAUGUUAAACAUUAAGAUCGAGAGUGUGAGAAGCAAUAUUUAAACAUUCACAGCGCCAAAAGCAGCGGCUUAUUUAUACUUAAAUUUAUAGUAAAAGUUGAUCAAAAAAAUGUAA